AUGGUGAAGAAUGCAAUCAAAGUCUACGCUAGAUUGAAGCCUGAGAAAAAUAGAAAGAACUCACUGAGUUAUCAAGUCUUCCAUCGUCCGAAAGAGAAUCUCGAGGAGGACUUCCUGUUCCUAGUUUCCCCGAUACAACGAACGAAAGACUACCCCGACAAUCGUGCCGAAUCGUGGAAUUUCUCUUUCUUCCGUAUAUUGGAGGAAUCCGCGUCACAGUCGGAUGUGUUCGAGAACGUGGCGCGGCCCGUGGUGGAAAGUGCUCUCGAUGGCUACAACGGCACCAUUUUCGCCUACGGCCAGACAGCGAGCGGGAAAACAUACAGCAUCACCGGAAGCCGCGGAGAGGAGUAUCAAGGCAUCGUACCAAGAAGCCUCCGCUACCUGUUUCAAACCGUGCAAAAGCGGCCGGAAAACGUGUACUCCGUCGAGGUGGCUUAUCUGGAGAUUUACAACGAGACCGGGUACGACCUGUUGGAUCGUCCGCAACGGCAGCGCGAGUUCGCGAUUACGAGAUUGGAAGAUUUACCACGUAUCAGCAUUCAAGAGGAUGAGAAUGGGAAUUUGCAUUUGAAGAAUUUGACGUUCCACUGUGUCGGAAGUGUCGAAGAGGCUUUCAAAUUGCUUCUGUUAGGUGACAGCAAUCGAAUUACCGUGGAGACGCCGAUGAACACCCAGUCAUCAAGAUCGCACUGCAUCUUUACCAUCGUGGUUUCCACGAAGCAGUUCGGCGCUGAACAGUAUAAGCGAGCGAAAGUGCACCUCGUGGACCUGGCUGGAUCCGAGCGAGUCUACAAAUGCUCGAUAACCGGCACCAUUCUAACUGAGGCGAAGCACAUUAACCUGAGCCUACAUUACCUGGAACAAGUCAUAGUGUGUCUGGGUCAGGAGAGCGCGGGUCACAUUCCUUACAGGAAUUCCGUCUUGACGUCAAUUUUAAGAGACAGUCUAGGAGGAAACUGUAUGACUACGAUGCUGGCCACUAUAAGCGUUGUUCCUUUCAAUUUAGAGGAGACACUGUCCACCUGCAGAUUUGCACAGAGGGUUGCUCUAAUAAGGAACGACGUGAAAUUAAAUCUGGAAACGAACGUUCAAAGCGAGAAUGCAUUAUUGAAGGCGGAAAAUGAAAGGCUUAGGCGGCAAAUUGAAGCUCUGACGGGACAGACGUCUGAAGAGCUCACCGCCGAGGACAAGAGAAAUCUCGAUUCUCAGCUGAGAAAUUUCUUGGAGAUCAACGAAGAGAUCUGCUGGGAUAAUAAUCCUACGAAAGUGCAAUAUUGCUUCCGGAGUUUGAAAAAAGUGUUUCAACUGAGCAAGGAUCCGAAAAGUUGUUUGAAGAAAAUGGAAUAUUACAAGGAGCUGGUUGUUCAGAGGGAUAAAGAAAUUUCACUGUUGCUCGAAAUGAUGAAGAAAGAGAAAAAUCAACGACUCACUGGGACAAUUGAGAACGUAUCGACUGUCAGCAAUAUUCAGAAUGAUAAGCAGAAUUCGGUGAUUAAUAAUAACUGUUCGAAGAAACAGAAACGAAGGCCUAAGAGUUCGAAGUCUCUCGUCCAAAAUUGUGCAAACGACGAUAAUUCGGUUAAAAUGAGUUCUAACGAAAAAAUUUGUGACAACGUUGAAGCAAAUGACGUUGCAAGAAGUGCAAAUUUAUCAGCUUGCAAUAUCGUGAAUUUGACUUUGAAUCAUUUGUCGGAAGAGAAAAGUAAAAUAUGUGAUGAAGUAGUGAGUAGUAAAGUUGAAGUAAAUCGAGAAUCUUCUCGUAAAUCUGACAGAAAGCAGAGAAAUACUGUGACAAAGGUGACGAAGCAAGAAGACGACAAAACUAAGGACGGUCCUUUAUCAAAUACUAGAAGCAGAAUUAAAGACACGAGAUCUUCGUCUGUAGAAACAGAUUAUUCCAUUCCAGUUUAUCAAAAAUCGUUGAACUUCAAUUCGACAAAACGUCAACUUCCGGAGAAACCUUUCGCUGUUAAAGAAGAUGAAAGAACCGAGACAAGAAGCUUCGAUAGAAGAUUCAAUUCGGAGGAGGAAGAUAAGUUUGAAAAUUCGUUGCCUUUGACAGGGGAUCCUGAGAUCGACGAAGAAAUUAUCGCAUUUUAUAAAGCGAAAAGAUCGGGAGAGGUAUAUUGA
This is a messenger RNA of Habropoda laboriosa, 2133 nucleotides long. Its product is annotated as kinesin-like protein KIF6. The record is from RefSeq and is a predicted model, not a curated record. Gene Ontology annotation, biological process: microtubule-based movement. Gene Ontology annotation, cellular component: microtubule; kinesin complex. Gene Ontology annotation, molecular function: ATP hydrolysis activity; microtubule motor activity; microtubule binding. Lineage: Eukaryota; Metazoa; Arthropoda; Insecta; Hymenoptera; Apidae. The transcript has 14 exons. The coding region runs from base 1 to 2133 and encodes 710 amino acids.